Molecule: messenger RNA, 1471 nt
Organism: Halichondria panicea
Lineage: Eukaryota; Metazoa; Porifera; Demospongiae; Suberitida; Halichondriidae
Product: cyclin-dependent kinase 8-like
Exons: 13
Coding region: 74-1393 (439 amino acids)
Biological process (GO): protein phosphorylation
Cellular component (GO): nucleus
Molecular function (GO): protein serine/threonine kinase activity; ATP binding
Source: RefSeq, a predicted model, not a curated record
GUUUUUGUACGAAAUAUUGAAAAAAUUAAUCCAGUCAAGAGAAAAUAUCUAUGUCUGAGCUCUUUAAUACAAAAUGAAUCCAGAAUUCACUGAGCGUUUAGCAAAAGAGAGACAGAAGGUGGAGGACCUCUUUGAGUAUGAGGGCCAAAAGAUUGGUAGGGGAACAUAUGGACAUGUCUACAAGGCUAGGAAGAAGGAAGGAAAUGACAAGAGUGAUUAUGCCCUGAAGCAGAUUGAGGGUACAGGAAUAUCAAUGUCAGCUUGCCGAGAAAUUGCUCUGCUUCGUGAGUUGAAACAUCCGAAUGUGAUUACACUGGAGAAGGUGUUUCUGUCUCAUGCUGACAAGAAAGUGUGGCUUCUAGUUGGCUACGCUGAACAUGACCUGUGGCAUAUCAUAAAGUUCCACAGAGCCAUCAAGAGUGGUAAGAAAGCUAGUGUAAAAGUUGCACCAGGUAUGGUCAAGUCCAUGCUCUAUCAGAUAUUGGACGGUAUUCACUACCUCCAUGCCAACUGGGUUCUACACAGGGAUCUGAAACCAGCCAAUAUUCUUGUGAUGGGCGAAGGCAGUGAGAGGGGGAGAGUCAAAAUAGCGGACAUGGGUUUUGCUCGUCUAUUCAACGCCCCCCUCAAGCCGCUGGCCGACCUCGACCCUGUGGUGGUCACCUUCUGGUACAGAGCUCCAGAACUGCUCCUGGGGGCCAAGCACUACACCAAGGCAAUAGACAUUUGGGCCAUUGGUUGUAUAUUCGCCGAGUUGCUCACUUUUGAACCAAUUUUCCAUUGCCGACAAGAAGACGUUGAAGCGAGCAGCCCGUACCAUCACGACCAACUGGACAGAAUCUUCACCGUCAUGGGAUUCCCUCCAGAGAAAGACUGGGAAGACAUUAAAAAGAUGCCUGAAUAUGGAACAUUGACGAGAGAUUUUGGGAGAAUCAAAUCAAAUUACCAUGGCUGCAAUCUACAGAGAUACAUGUCUAAGCAUAAUACUAAGCCCGACACUUUUGCUUUCCAACUGCUAACUCGAUUCCUGGUCAUGGAUCCGAACAAGAGGCUCACAUCAGAACUGGCCAUGCAGGACCCUUACUUCUCAGAGGAUCCCAAACCCACAGCAGAUGCUUUCGACUCAAUGGUUAUACCUUAUCCGAAAAGAAAGGUCCUGUCAGAUGAUGACCAUAAAGAUGACAAAGACAAGAAGGGAGCUGGUAAGGGAGACAAUGGACCGCCUGGCAAGAGAAUGAAGCUGAACCCGACCACUACGACAUCGUCUGGUCAGAGGCACCAUCCCUCGUCCUCAUUCACUACCCACCACUCGUCACGUGACAGGGGGGGGAACGGGGGGCCGUCAUUCACAACCUCCUCCACCUACCACCACAUGCCCAACCAAAGAUUCUGAACUAUUUUGUUGUUCUUAUUGGUCGUGUUUUGUACUUGAAUUUGCACCAUUUCACUAUAAUUAUUAAAUUGAAGCUCA